Sinocyclocheilus grahami is the source of this 3338-nucleotide messenger RNA. Its product is annotated as protein LSM14 homolog A-like. The record is from RefSeq and is a predicted model, not a curated record. Gene Ontology annotation, biological process: P-body assembly; cytoplasmic stress granule assembly. The coding region runs from base 108 to 1334 and encodes 408 amino acids. Gene Ontology annotation, molecular function: mRNA binding. NCBI's taxonomy places the organism in Eukaryota, Metazoa, Chordata, Actinopteri, Cypriniformes, Cyprinidae. Gene Ontology annotation, cellular component: P-body. The transcript has 9 exons.
UUCCGCCUGACGUACAGGCGGCCAUAUUACAUUAGCGAACACGCUCGCGCACAGCAAGCCGUUGUUGACGCUGUGUUUUUAGGCAAGCUCUCUCGGUUAGUGUCACGAUGAGCGGCGGCACGCCGUAUAUCGGCAGUAAGAUCAGUCUGAUCAGUAAAGCGGAGAUCCGCUAUGAAGGCAUUCUCUACACCAUCGACACGGAGAACUCCACCGUCGCGCUCGCCAAAGUGUGCUCCUUUGGCACCGAGGACCGACCCACGGACCGUCCCAUCGCACCCAGAGAUGAGAUAUUUGAGUAUAUUAUAUUCAGAGGAAGUGACAUCAAAGACCUGACGGUGUGUGAACCUCCCAAACCGACAUGCUCUCUGCCUCAGGACCCCGCCAUUGUUCAGUCCUCUAUGGGAUCUUCCACUGCCCCACCAUCAUCCUUCCAGACUGGGAACUCCUAUGGGCUGUUCAACCGUCCACAAGUCACGCCAUACACCCAGUUCAACCCCAGCCCACUGGUCUCACCGCGGUUUGGCACUGUUGGAGUCGAUCACACCAAUCUGGCUCUGGACCCUCUGCGAAAGAACCCCCCAGCGGAACCUGCUGCCUCAUCAGCACCUGCUCCCACAGCCGUGGCUCGCAAGAGCCCCGUGGAGACUCGCGCAGCCUCCACCAACACACAGACGCCUGUGGACCUCACAGAACAUACUAGAGCUGGUGGUCCUCCUGCUGCGCGCCGCGGUUGGGCCGGAGGUCAUCGUGGUAGAGGACGGUUCCCUGUGCGAAGAGAAGGACCCAUGAAGUUUGAGAAAGACUUUGACUUUGAGAGCGCCAAUGCUCAGUUCAACAAAGACGAGAUUGACAAAGAGUUCCAGAGCAAACUCAAACUGAAAGAUGAGAAGUCCGAGAAAGCUUUGAAUGGCGAGGAUAAGGGUGAUUCUGGGGUCGACUCUCGGAACAACGAAGGAAACGUUGAUGAGGAAGAUCCUCUCAGACCAAAAUGCUACUACGAUAAAUCCAAAUCCUUUUUUGACAACAUCUCCUGUGACGACACAAGGAAGGAGAGGUUUGGAGGGUCCGGUUUCCCCCGAGAGAGGAGGCAGACCUGGGCGACGGAGCGGAGGAUGAACGCAGAGACGUUUGGCCUCCCGUUGCGGCGGGGCCGCGGAGGCUUCAGAGGUCGCGGUGGCAUGGGCUUCAGAGGGGGCCGGGGCCGCGGAGCCGGAUGGGGGUCGUUCGGAUCUCACCCUGGUGGAAGUGGCUUCAGAGGGGCAUUCAGAGGAAGUCAAGGAGGAAGAGAGUUCUCUGAUUUUGAAUACAGGAAGGAUAACAAAAUCGCUGCAUAGGGAUGAGAGGAAGUGGAUCCAGAAGACCUGAUUUGUGUGGGAACUGCAUUUCAGGGCACAUGUUUUGCUGAGAACGAGGAGAUAAACGUACGUCUUGUAAAUCUGUCACCAGCACUGGGGUUCGACUGCUUGAAACCUGGAUAUUAAUGAAACACCUGCUCCAUUUCUUCCUGAGGAGUGGAACACAUACUAUUUUUUGAAUUGUUAAUUUGAGAAGAAUCUCUCCAGAUGGUUUCAAAUAUAUUAUGAUUUCUGAGGGACUUACUUUUCCUUAGUUUGUUGACCUUCAAUGCUCAACCUGAAUUUGAUCUUCUGCUGCUUACAGCUAACAGAUUAUAAUCUCAAACAAUGCAUCGUGAUGGUUCUGAUCACUGAAUGAGCUUUAUUUUUGACUUGUUUGCUAUAAAGUAUCUUAGUGUAUUUAGCAUCAAAAUAGACUGCCUGGAACUCAGUUAUACAUAGUUAUAUUUUUCUAACGUAAUUUCAUUCAACCUCAAACAUCACUAUUCCUAUUCCUGCAGUAAGUAGAUUUUUCUUUUUCUUUUUAAUAUAUAUAAACUAGUACGUUGGACGUAGAUUUCUUUGGAUGUAUCGAUCCCUUGUAAGAGGUCUGUAGUUUCUAGUGAGGUUUCUCAUCAGGGCAAGCGCUUCAAGACGUUUCACUAAAGGAUAUUUUAGAUAUAAUGGAGAAAAACACAGAAAUGCAGUCUUUAGGGAAACGGUUCCUUACGAAUAUGAAAUAGCACAACUUUAAAUGACACGAUGUGGUCAACCAGUGCAAAGCGACCUCUGUGAUCUGUUUAUAUAUUCUGUGGGUUUGAUUUAUAUUUGAUGAGGUCCACUUUGCAGUGUGUAGCUCUUUGUAGCAGAUGUUUACCGAUAAGUGAACGUCCAUCUUUACUAAGGAAAUAAUGCUACUCUGUGAGUCUACAGAAACCUAUGCUGCGGCUACUUUGACGAUGCAUUCUUGCCACUUUUGAGCUUCUACCGCUAACAAUUAUAUGCCUGUCCUUCAACAUUCUUCACCUCAUAAAACAUCAGGUGAAACAGGCAUGUCACACUGAGCCUAGAGCUGGCUGGAAGAUUAUUCAAUAGCACUGCUUCCCAGUGGGUGGUUUCUUCUGUUUCUGUCUUUAAUGUGAGCGAAAGCUGGACCGUUGAAAAGCCACAAUGUGUUGUGUUCUGUAAUGCAGAUGCUGUUUAUCUUUUCCCAUCGCUCCUCGUUCAGCCGCGGUGCGUUUUAUAGCCACUGACUGCACUAGCAUGAUGUCAUAGGGUCAUGUGACCUCAUGCACAUUGUGAUGUCAUAGCCACACCUACGCAUCGCUCAAGAUGUCACUUCAGCCGCGUUUUGAUUGGAUACAUUUCAUUUUGUAACCAAAUUCACAUUAUACUCGCAGUGGAAUAAGUAAAAUGCUGCGAUUUAAAGUCGUUUUUUUUUUUUAUAGAUUUAUAACUGAAGUUGAAGGUUUGAUAUUUUAACUGGCCAGUUUUUCAUCUCUCCGUUCGCUUCAGAUUGGAUUGUGUGGCGUAUGGCUGUGACAGCACUGCAAAAAUGGUUUCGUUUUGUUAAAUGUUUGUUUAAACGGUUGGGAUCGGUGGGUCAGUUGAUAACGAAAUAAACUGUUUUCAGAUUAUAGCGUGUAUUAAAGUCCAAGUUUGUAAGACGCAGAACAUUUUGAGUUGUGGAUCUUGUGUGAAUAUCCUUUUGCACUUGUCAAGCUCUUAAAUUCAGAGCUGCUUUAUUCCGGUAAUAAACGUUCAUUUGUAUCUGACUAAAGUGAAUCUUCAUCUGAAGCACAUGGACAUGAUUUAAUUAGGGCUUCAUAAUUAACUCCUCAAUAGGAAAAAAAUAAUAAACAUCCAUGUUGUCCUAAAAUAUAACUUUUUUUUUAUAUAUUCCUAUAUAAUUAUUAGGAGCGUUAGGGUAUUAUUAGUUUGUUGACUUGAUUCCAGAGUUUUCUUUAGAGGCUGUGUGUUAGUGUAAAUUCCAGCGGUGUGUUU